CGGGGCCUGCCGCAGGGGGCGGGGCCUGUUGCGCCGCGGACAGAGGUGCGCUCUCCCGCUCCGGCAGGGAGGUCUGGCCAUGUCCUGGGGCCGUGCUGCGUUGGCCGGGUCGCGGCUGGUGGGGAGCCGGAGCGCCUCGGCGGGGCAGCCCCACAGGGCGGCGGGAGCUGGAGGAACUGCGACCUCUGAGAUGGGGAACAGCACAUCAUCCUUGGGGAAGUCAGCAACUACGCCUGUGAACCAGAUCCAAGAAACAAUUUCCGAUAAUUGUGUGGUGAUUUUCUCAAAAACAUCCUGUUCUUACUGUACAAUGGCAAAAAAGAUUUUCCAAGACAUGAAUGUUAAUUAUAAAGUGGUAGAACUGGACAUGCUUGAAUAUGGGAGCCAGUUUCAAGAUGCUCUUUACAAAAUGACUGGUGAAAGAACUGUUCCAAGAAUAUUUGUCAAUGGAACUUUUAUUGGAGGUGCAACUGACACUCACAGGCUUCAUAAAGAAGGGAAACUGCUUCCACUAGUUCACCAGUGUUACUUAAAAAAAAGUAAGAGUAAAGAAUUUCAGUGACUUAGUGGGAUGAUGAAGCAAGAAAGCCCUUGCCAGAAGUAUACCACCUGACCUUGGGCUUCUCAGUCCAGAGCUGUGAGAAGUAAAUCUGCUCAUCAAUAAUUAUUUAGUAUCAGGUGUUCUGUUACAGCUACACAAAAUGGACGAAGAUAGUCCCUGACGUCAUUUCUAAUGUUGAUAUUCUGCUAUUCUGGGAGCACUAUUUAAAUUGAUUUCAUUUCUGUUAAAUUUAGCAAACAAGAUUUACCCUAUAGGAAGUCUUAUUUUAGAAUAACUGAAAAUAUUUUCAUUGCUUUGUUAAAUCAGUUUUCUAGCUUCCUAUCAAGAAUAUUUUAAGUGUUUACCACACAAAAUAUUUUCCUACUUCAUUCCCACAAUCAUAUGGGGGCAGAUUACCAGAUGCUGAGAAAACUUCCUCAAAGGUGGAAAGAAAAUAGAUUUCCAUAGAGUGCUUCUGUUUUCUGGUUAAGACAGAUCAGGGAAUUUAGGACAAAUCGGCUUAAAUUACAAUUAAGUGAUAAUUCAUUUGUUAUAACAUUGGAAUGAAACAAAAUGGAAUAUCUUGGUCCUUUAUUUUUCAUUAUGUCACGAGAAAUUUUACGUUUGCUAUGUUGUAGAAUCUUUGUUAAGAGAGUAGAGGAAAUCUGUUACCCAUUAGAAAGACAAAAUUGUAAUUGUAUACCAUCCUUGUUAUAUUGUUAUUUAUUAAUUUAUUAAUUAAACUUUGAGACAGGGUCUCACUCUGUAAUUGAGGCUGGCCUUGAACUCAUUAUGUAGCCCAGGCUGGCCUCAAACUUGUGGUGAAACUCUUCUAAUGUCUACUUUAUAGUGUUCGGAACGUUAUAUUCAAUGAGUAAUACAAAAAGGUACAUUUAGGGGUCUCAUACUGCAUUAUGAAAGGAGCAUUUAGGAAGGGAGGUACUCUUAAUUAAAUGCUAAGGGAUGAGAGAAAUUAAUGAAGAAAUCUUACCUCUUUUUGGGGGGCUAUAGUGCAGAUUAACGUCUUUGAAAAAUCCCCAAAAUAGCAAUAAUACAAAAUGUGCUCACCACUCUAAAAUAUUUAAAAUGCUGGAUACAAUACUUAAAGACUGAGAGCUUUAAUUUUAACUGAUUUGCAAGGGACUAGUUACAAAGCUAGGGGUUAAGGGAGAGGGAUUUAUGUCGGGGACCACAACAUAACAUCACUAAAUCUUCAGUGAAAAUCGUAACUGCUACUCUGUGUCAGUUAUUAGAGCAAGACAGAGAAGUGUUCAGAUCACUAAAGGUAUGACUAGCAGGUGGCUGACUUAAGCUUCCUGAAAUCGCAAGUAUCUUAUAAAAUACAGAUAAUGCUGCCUUUCUUUAGGGUUAUUUUGAUGAAUGGAAAUUUCAAAUCACCUCGAAUGAUGUUUAGUAUAUGCUCAAUAUGUAAUGGCUACUAUUAAUCACAAUGGCUGAGUUAUGUGUGAUUCUCUUAUGGAUUCAUCAGGGUAGGACAAGUUUUUCACUGUCUAGCCAAAAUUUUAGUGAGAAGGGGGAGCUUCUGGGCUUCAGUGUUAUCUUGGUGUUGAUACCUGUAUCUUGUCGCUUUUGUAUCUUACAACUGGCUAAAGCUAAUGUAAACCUGAAGCAAAACUAAGUUGUUCCAGUAGAUUUUUUUCCCCUCCUGGAACCACAACUUAGAAAGGUGAUCAAUUUAAGAAGUUGAUUGCAUAUAUCAACCCACCUGUCAUUCCUCCAUUUUAUUUUUUGGAGACAAGGUCUUACUAUGCAGUUCAGGCUGGCCUUGAUUGCCUUGAUUCUGUAAUGGAACUCUAAUGGAAAAGAACUCCCAACCUCAUAUACUUUAAUUAAAUAACACUAAUAUGCAAUUAGAGGCACUGAGAGAAUAAUGUGAUGUAACAAAAUUUAAUUUUACUUUGUUUAAUUAUGAGAUUCCUGAAAAGGCAUGACCUUAAAAUUCUUUUUUCUUAAAUAAAAAGACAGUUAUUUGAUGUGCAUAGAAUUUAUUUGGUACACCUGUCUAUUUCUACAAUAUACUGACCAGGAACGGUUCACAUAGUGCCCAUCUGCACUCCAUGUCUGAAAUCAUUUACAGGCUAAGCAUCCCUAAUUCCAAAAUCUGAAAUGCUGCAGAAAUGGAAACUUUUUGAGCACCAACAUGAUGCCACAAGUGGAAAAUUCCAUACCUGACCUCAUGUGAUAGGUCACAAUAAAAAUGCAGGCACACUAAAAAUUUUAUAUAAGAUUACCUUCAGUCUAUGUGUAUAAGGUAUAUAUGGAACAUCUCCAAGAUAUCUCAUUAUGUAUAUGCAGAUAUUCCACAAUCAGAAAAACCCUUCUGAUCCCAAGCAUUUCAGAUAAUGAAUAAUCAACCUACAUUCAAUAGGGUAUUUUGCAAGGUUAGCACCAACAUGAUGCCACAAGUGGAAAAUUCCAUACCUGACCUCAUGUGAUAGGUCACAAUAAAAAUGCAGGCACACUAAAAAUUUUAUAUAAGAUUACCUUCAGUCUAUGUGUAUAAGGUAUAUAUGGAACAUCUCCAAGAUAUCUCAUUAUGUAUAUGCAGAUAUUCCACAAUCAGAAAAACCCUUCUGAUCCCAAGCAUUUCAGAUAAUGAAUAAUCAACCUACAUUCAAUAGGGUAUUUUGCAAGGUUGGAAGGAGAAAAGUCAUGAUUGCACAGUAUUGGUGAAAACUUUUAUCUGAAAUAAAUGUAAUAAUUAGUAUAUGCAUCCAUUCCAAAUCAGAAAAUAGCAAAAUUACAUUGUUAGGUGUAUUAUUUUUUUAACUAGAGAUAGGUGUAUUAUUUACAUUGAAAACGUGGAAGACUUGCCAAAGCAGUAAUGAAUAAUCCUAGAAACUCCUAACUCCUUGUCAUCCCCCUCCCUUUUCCCCUUUCAGGGUCCUUUCCUUGGAAAUGAAAUAAACUUGUUAAGCAUCACACUUUAUAUUUAUAUACCUUUAAGCACCAGCUUGACAAUUAAAUGUGUUUUCAGUUAUAUAAAAUAUUCCUGCUUUGAAAGUCACGGUGAAUGUAAAAAUGUGAAUGUAAUUAAACAAAUCACUGACCUGGA
Heterocephalus glaber (naked mole-rat) is the source of this 3617-nucleotide messenger RNA. NCBI's taxonomy places the organism in Eukaryota, Metazoa, Chordata, Mammalia, Rodentia, Bathyergidae. The record is from RefSeq and is a predicted model, not a curated record.